Messenger RNA from Peromyscus maniculatus bairdii (prairie deer mouse), 3646 nucleotides. It is a transcript of the gene L3mbtl4, whose product is annotated as L3MBTL histone methyl-lysine binding protein 4. Gene Ontology annotation, biological process: negative regulation of DNA-templated transcription. Gene Ontology annotation, molecular function: zinc ion binding; histone binding; chromatin binding. NCBI's taxonomy places the organism in Eukaryota, Metazoa, Chordata, Mammalia, Rodentia, Cricetidae. The record is from RefSeq and is a predicted model, not a curated record. Gene Ontology annotation, cellular component: nucleus.
AGAACAUUCUGAGGAACUGGCACAAGAUGUUUCUACUGGGCAGAGGGUGUGAUAAGAGGAGUCAGAGACUGUCCUGUAUUCAGCCUUCAAGAAGCUUCAGCAAGUUUGUCUCAUUUUGUAGGGAAAAGCUAAGCGUGAGAACUUGUAGGCUCCUCUGGGAGCAGAGGAGAGAGGCGGGGAAGAGUCUACCAUCACAGAGCUGUCUACCAUCACCCACCAGAGCUGCUCCACAGCCCCAGCCCCACAGUUCCCAGGAAGACACCCCGACUGAGCAGGAAGGACUUUGGGAGAGAGUUUCUUCUGAGUCCAGUUAAGUUUGAAAUGGAGACUGGAGGCCCGUGAGCCUCCUCUUGGCCUUCGCAGUGACUGAUUCUAGACAACUCUGCUAAGGAGCACUGAAGAGGCGAUGAGACAGCCCAACCGGAAGCGGAAGCUCAUCAUGGAGUCCAAAGAGCACAUGACUCAGGACGGGUGCUUGGGGCAAACUGAAGAAGAAAAGAAGCCCAGAGGUGGUGCCACAGUUUUAAGCCAAGAACCUUCUGUGACUGCAGGGGAAACCUGGUCCUGGGAGCAGUACUUAAAAGAGUCAAGUGCUGUGGCCGCACCAGUUGAGCUGUUUUCCAAGGAUCAAUCCUUUCCAGAGCAUGAAAAUGGCUUUCAGGUUGGAAUGCGAUUAGAAGGCAUUGAUCCCCGACGUCCAUCUGUAUUCUGUGCGCUCUCUGUAGCUGAGGUAUGUGGUUACCGGCUGAGACUGCAUUUUGAUGGUUAUUUGAGCUGCUAUGAUUUUUGGACCAAUGCUGGUUCCCCUGACAUUCACCCAGUGGGGUGGUGUGAAAAGACUAAGCACAAAUUGCAUAUCCCUAAGGGUUAUAGAAAAGAUAAAAUUGUUUGGAUGGAUUACUUGAAGGCCUGUAGAUUGCAAAAUGCUCCUAAGAAAUUAUUCAGAAACAGAAGUCCUAAUGGACCAGUGCCAAAGGAGCUUCAGGUCGGAAUGAAGCUGGAGGCUGUGGACAGAAGGAACCCUCGCUUGGUAUAUGUGGCAACCAUUGCAGACAUCGUGGAAGACCGUCUCCGAGUGCAUUUUGAUGACUGGGAUGAUGGCCUAGAUUACUGGUGUGAUGUUAACAGUCCUUAUGUCCAGCCAGUUGGUUGGUGUCAGGAGAAUGGAAGAACUCUUGUAGCACCCCAAGGUUAUCCUGAUCCAGAAAAGUUUUCCUGGACAGACUAUCUGGAAGCUACUCAAACAAAUGCGAUGCCUGCUGGAGUUUUUAACACGAGGGCUCCUCAUGGCUUUUUGCCCAACAUGAAGCUGGAAGCCGUGGACAGAAGAAACCCCCGGUUAAUUCGUGUCGCCACCAUUAUAGAUGUUGAUGAGUACAGAGUAAAGAUUCAUUUUGAUGGCUGGGACCAUAAAUACGACUACUGGAUGGACGCUGACAGCCCUGACAUUCACCCCAUUGGGUGGUGUGACGUGACAGGGCACCCACUGGAAGUACCAUAUGGGGCACACGACGUGAAAAUCCUUCCAGGUCAAGCUGUAUGUCCUACUCCUGGGUGCCGAGGAAUAGGCCAUAUCCGUGGCCCACGUUAUGCAGGGCACCACAGUGCCUUCGGAUGCCCAUACUCAGACAUGAACUUGAAGAGGGAAGCGACACUUCAAGACCGCCUGAGAGACCAAACAGGGACACAUCUGGAAUCAGAGUCUUCACAUUCCAAAUCAGAAAACCUCCGUGAUUUGAAUUUCAAUGGAAAAUGCGAAAAGAUAAGCAGUCAGCCCAGACUUGUACAGCAGGCAAAGUGUUUGAAAAUCAAAGGAAAAGAAGAUAUUGACUUGGAUAAUCCCUUCAGAGAAUACUCAGCUGAACAGGCACAGCGAGUGCUUCACCGGUCGGUCUUCAUGACAUCCAUGUCGGCUCACCCUUUCCGAGACCUCCCCCUGGGCUGGGAGCAGCACUGCAAGCUGCUUCCGGGAGUGGCUGAUAUCCAAGCCAGCCAAGUGGCCAGGUGGACAGUGGAUGAGGUGGCUGAGUUUGUACAGUCUCUUCUGGGCUGUGAAGAACAUGCCAAGUGCUUCAAGAAAGAGCAGAUAGAUGGCAAAGCCUUCCUGCUUCUGACCCAGGCAGACAUCGUUAAAGUGAUGAAGAUCAAGCUGGGCCCAGCACUGAAGAUUUAUAAUUCUAUCCUGAUGUUCAGGAACUCCCAGGAUGUCACUGAAGAUGAUGUUGCCUCGGGCCCAGAAGCCAGGAGAUAAACAUGCUCCUGAACAUCCCCCGAUACUGGGACUUGUGCCUUCAGAAACAAGGUUGGCCGCCAAUGUCCCCAUGGUCAUACCCUUUAAAGUGUCUGGUUUAGGUGUAUGGCAGACUUUGGCAAAUGGUGAAAUGCCAAUGACUCAGACACUUAGGUCCAAGUGUUGGUUUGGGUGCCAUCCUUACUGCAACAAACAGACUGAAGAAACUGUCCACAUGUCUGUCCUCUACCCUCUCUCUCUCUCUCUCUCUCUCUCUCUCUCUAUAUAUAUAUAUAUAUAUAUAUAUAUAUAUAUAUAUAUAUAUAUAUAUAUAUGAGAACCACUCUCCAUUCUGCAAGCAUUAAGUGUCUCAAGUGGUAAAAUGCCAGAUAAUCAAUUCAUUAAUCUAUCAUUAAUGUGUCCAACACAAACACAUCCAAGCACAGCUCACAUCUAUCAUCUGGGUGUGGCGAGUCUAAGAGAUGGGAGCCUGGUGCUUCCAAGAAGACUCCUGAGGUUUCUGUGCCCUUAACUCAGGAAAGUAUGAAUCUUUUAUAAAGUGCUAAUAUGCACAUUGUUUUCAUGAUGCUCACUUUUAUUCCUUUUACUAUUCUUUGGUUAUGUUUCCAAGGUGCCCCAGAGCCUACUCCGAGGAGUGUGCCUAGAAGUAGCAGCAGAGUAGUUGGGCAUUUCAGGGACCAGAUGAGGUCCUCCAGAGAACCGGCCAUCAGGGCUGUCUCCGGAGUUUUCUCUAACAACAGCCUUGGCCAAUAACCCACUUGAAUGAACUCCUUUCUGUCUGCAUUCUGAUGAAACAAACUUCAGAAUGAACUCCUCCCUCAUCUGUUGAUGCUGGAGCGAGUGUGUCAGGUUCUGGUUUCACCUCCAGAGGCAGGGCAGCAAGGCAGAGGACCUCCAGAGAGCAGCUCAGGAUCUGUUGUUUGGCUGAAUUCUUCUGACCCGUUCUCAGACUUCCAUCAUGUUUUAGAAGUGAGUGUGUCUGAGACUCGAGUUGUGAACAGACCACCUCAUAAUAAUGAAAAAGGAGAACCCCAAGUCUACAACUGUUUCUGCUCUUUCACAUAGUAGCAUUCACAACUGCCUUCCGGGAAGCAAAGACUCCUUCUUUAGGGAUGGGAACUAAAGGGGAAGCCGUGAGAAAGAGGCAGAUCUGACAACAUCUUUCUGCUACAUUAAUAACAUUCUCAAUUUAACAAAGUUGAUUCUGCCCAGCGAAUUUCUCUAACUUUAGGUCACUGAAGAAGAAAAAAACUUGAAAGCAUAUAUAUUGCAUUCUUUAAAUGCUUACCUAAAUGUAAAUUUAAUAUACUAUCAGGUGAUGUAAACUUGUUUCUGUAAUGUUUUGUUUUUCUCUUUUUUUUUUUUUUUUGGAGACUUCCACAUGCAAUAAAAAUU